Molecule: messenger RNA, 4776 nt
Organism: Coccomyxa subellipsoidea C-169
Lineage: Eukaryota; Viridiplantae; Chlorophyta; Trebouxiophyceae; Coccomyxaceae
Exons: 16
Coding region: 1-4776 (1591 amino acids)
Biological process (GO): regulation of DNA-templated transcription
Cellular component (GO): nucleus; chromatin
Molecular function (GO): protein binding; histone H3K36 methyltransferase activity
Source: RefSeq, a predicted model, not a curated record
AUGGGUGCUGAAGAAGGGGAUCCUGUAGCUUCAGGGGCGGAAGGAACUGAUGCUGUCAGGCCUGUCUCCAACACGGAUGCAGCAGAGUUGGCUACGCCUGCAGAACCAGACGAUGAGCAGAUGGCGGACGCAGCAGCAGAGGCAGCUCAACAGUCAAAGAAGGAAGGUGCUGAGCAGCACACCAGUGACCAUGAGAAAGCAGCUCAGGUCGAUCAAGAGGGUGACACGGCAGAUGCACCAGAGCAGGCUGGAGCUGGACCUGCAGACCAGCCUCUGGAAGUGGCCAUUGGUGGUGCAGACUUCAUCAAAGCUGCGGACUCUCAGCGGGUUGUAUGGGCGCGAGUGAAAGGCUUCCCUCACUGGCCGGCCCAGAUCAUGACAGAAAAGGAGGCGGCUGUGAGGAUGGAGCAUGUCUUUCGGCCGAGCCCCCUUUCCCUGCCGGUCAUGUUCUUUGGCACCCUCGAGAUAGCUUGGAUGGCACCCGCUGAGGUGGUGUCUUGGGCAGAGGGUGUCGAGGCCAACUUUCUGAAGAAGAACAAGGCUCGCAGGAAGUUCCUCAAAUCUGUGGAAGAGGUGCACUUGUUCCUGGCUCCUGGACCGCAGCGGCGCAAGGCACCAGAAGGCUGGUGGAAGAAAGCCAUUAAUCCCCCCAAGCCCAAAUCAAAAGAGACGGUCCUCGAGAUAGGUGCAGCUGCCAACCACACACAGGCGGCAAAGGCAGGCGCCACCAAGGGCGCAAAGGGGGCCAGCAAGGCUGGGAAUGGCCUGGGAGUGCACACCAACAGCAAAGUGGUCAAGCGCGUCCAGCGGCCGGUGAAGAGGAUUGAUGGAGCUGACGAGGAUGAUCUCAAGGAGCUGCUGGGAGAUGAGGGCGAGGCAGACCUGGCAGCUGCCCCCAAGCGGAAGCCCUCGGCAGGCAGGCGGCCGGACUUCUCAGCGCCCAAGCCACCGCACUAUGAAGCGGUACGGCGCAAUCUGUGGACGUCCCGUUCGCGGCCGAAGCGGCUGCCAAAGGACGACAUCCCGGUGUGCGGUUGCACGCCGCCGCCGCGGCCACCGGCAGCAGCCGCCCCGCAGCUUCCGCCCAGCUCCUCAGCCGCUCCACCCGCUGUAUUGCCUCUCCAGCAUCAGCCCGGCGACGCAGCCCCCGCGCCUGCUGAUGCCGGCGUGCCCGGCAGCACACCGCCAGCAGAGCUCGCAACGGCGCCGCAUGGAGACGCAGAUGAGCAUGCGGAUGCGCCCGCCUCUGGGGACGCGGAUGCACCCAUGACUUUCCGAGCGCUGCAGCCGUUGGCCAACGGCGUUGCAGCGCUGGCCGGGGCCGAGGAGGCGCUUGCCGCAGAGGCGCAUGCGCCGAUAGCGGUGCCGAGGCCGUCAGCCAUGCUCGUGCCGCCGGCAGCCGUGGCGAACGCAGCCAAGGCGGCCAUGCCCGAGCGCACUGGGUGUGGGGAGAACUGCCUGAACAGGCUCUCGUACAUCCACUGCGAUCCCAAGCAGUGCCCCUGCGGCGACUACUGCAGCAACAGGCCGUUCCAUCUGCUGCCCCAGCCCAAGACGGAGCUGUUCUUGACAGAGGACCGGGGCUGGGGUGUCAAGGCGACAGAGCACAUACCCAGGGGUACCUUCAUCGUAGAGUAUGCAGGCGAGGUCAUAGAGGAGCAUGAGUGCCGGCGGAGGAUGGCACAGGCCAAGGUGACUGGCCUGCAGCACUUCUACAUGAUGGAGUUGGCUCCUGGCCUCAUCAUCGAUGCGCGUGUCAAGGGCAACAUGGCGAGAUUCAUCAAUUCAUCCUGCGCGCCCAACUGCGAGUCGCAGAAAUGGCAUGACGCCGCGACGGGCGAGAUCCGCAUCGGGAUCUUCGCUGCUGACGACAUUGAGCCCGGCACUGAGCUGGCUUAUGACUACCAAUUCCAGCAUGCUGGCCUGGCCCAGGAUGCUGGUGCCUACAGGUGCAUGUGCGGGGCGCCAAACUGCCGGGGCACGAUGGACACGCAGCCGGAGCGCUUCAAGGACUUUGGCAAGCGCGUGGAGGUGUUCUGGGACGGGGACAGCGUCUUCUACCGCGGCACCGUCACCGCCUACUCCACAACCAGCGGCAAGCACACCAUCCUCUACGACGACAACGACGUCGAGCGCGUCUGCCUCAAGACGGUGAAGCACAGGUGGCUGGACGAGAGCGCGCCAAUGAAGAUGUCGCCGCUGCAUGCCGCGCUGGUCGCGCAGAGCGGCCUGCUGGGCCCCGAGCCCCUGGACCUCAACGCCGGCCCCGAACCAGAGAUUCCCCAGGCCGCGAUGGAAGAGCCACAGCCCAAGGCGGCGGCACAGGUGCAGCCUGAGAUCCCCCAGGCCGCGGCGGAAGAGGCACAGCCCAUGGAGGUAGCACAAGUGCAGCCUGAGGUGGAGGCACAGAUUCCUGCAGAACCACCAGCAGUGGAGGAGGCUGCACUGGCUGUUGCGUUUGUGGUGCCACCGCCUGCAGCUAAUGGGGAGUUGAGUACGGCAGCUGCCGCGCCUGCAAGGCCGGUUAGGAAGAGCAGGGCUGCGUCCGCCGGGCGCGGCCUCAAGAGGAAACAGGCCGAAGGGGCCACGGAGGAAGAGAUUGCAGAGGCUCUCAAAGACGACGAGGAUGCCUUGGCCGCUCAGGCACGCCCACAGACUGCUUUGGGUGCGCAUGUGCCGAAGCACAAGAUGUGGCUCAAGCGCUGCCAGCGCGACUCUCAGGAGCAGGAGGCACCUCCAGCCGGGCCUGCAUUACAGCCACAGCUGGCGCCUGCUGCCCUGAGCUGGGCCGUGCCAGACCCGGCAGCUGCCGCGCAGCUGACAGCGAACGCUGGGGCCCCUCCGCAGCUGCCAGCGCCCUUCAACGCCCCUCCCUUCGCCAUGCCUCCCUUCCCCCUGCCGUCCAUGCCCCCCGGCCUGCCAGGCCAAAACGCCCUCCAGGUGGCCAUGUACCAGAUGCUGCUGAUGAGCAACCCGCAGCUGGCGCAGGCCCACAAGACUCUCGGGGGCAGCCUGCCUUCGCCCCACAUGCCCAUGGCAUCCCUGCACCAGAUGUUCGCCACCUUUGCCAAUGCCGCCGCGGCAGCCUCUGCACCGGCCCUGGUGCCUCCUCUGGCUCCCUGGCUCCCAGGUCAGAGCGGCACCCUCCUCUCUGCGGUCCCGCCAGGAUCCCAGAUGCUGCCACAGGUGGCUCCGCUGCAGCUGGGGCCGCUGACGCCGGCCGGCGCUGCCAGCGGGCCGGCGCAGCCGCCAUCGGUCCCCAUGACCCCCAACCUCUGGGGCGCCAUGCCCCCCGGCUAUGCACCGCAGAUGCCCCCCGCGUGGCCGCCCGUGAGCGACUCAGCUGGCCCGAGUGCUGCGCCGCUGCCGCAGUCCGCUGCAGUCGCUCCUGCAUCAGUCGGCGCGCGCGCGCAGCUGCCGAACGGCGAUGCAAAAGAGGUCACAGCACCCGCUACGGCGUUAGAACAUGCUGGCGGCUCCACAGUGGCAGCGUCGGAGCCAGCAGAGCAGAGCAGUCUGGACGGUGCAGCGUCGGCUGCUGCACUGGAGGCAGAGCAAGACGCCCUCUUUGCCGCAGCGGUGGCCGCGGCGGCAGCCAAGCAUCAGUUUUCUAGCGAAGGCGCAGCGCCAGAAGCGGCUGGGCCCGCAAAGGAACCAGAUGUAGCAGAUGCGCCAGCAGCAGCCCCAGUGGAUCCAUCGCCGCAGGCUGAUAGCGCUCCGUCACCUGCCGCAGAGCAGCCAGCUGUACAGGAGCCAGCCAGCGCUACCGAGGCGGAAGGCCUACAUGACUCAUCAGAGGCGUCGGCAGCAGAGGCAGCCAUGGCGGAGCAAGCCUCUGCUGUGGAGGAGGAGCAGCCAAAGCAUGCAGAGUCUCAGGAGGACACCAGCGCAGACGGCCAUGCUGUGCUUAUGGCUGUCGAUGACUGCGCUGCGGCCCCCUCGCAGGCUGACACAGGCUCAGCCGUGCCAACUGCCGAGCCAGCCACAGACGCUGCAACCGCUGCAGACAGCGAGGCGCCGGCACAGGCGGCUGCAGAUGCGGAUGCACCGCAUGACAUACCGCCUGCGCUACCAGGUGAGGAAGAAGUGCAGAAGAGUCCUGACAACCAGUCCCAGCUUGCAGCGGAGGCCGGCGCGGCCCUGAUAGGCAGCGUGAGGGAGGAGGCAACUGGCACUCCCGGCAACGCCGCCUUGGAGGAGAGCAAGGAGCAGUCGCAGCUCGCCGCAGAUGCCGGCGCCGCGCUUGUCGGCAACGUCCAGCAGGCCACCACAGGCGGCGAGGAGCCUCCACAAGCACCUACCGUGGAUGCAGAUACAUAUGUUCUGCCCUCCAAGGCAGCAGACGCCGGUGCUGCCGAGGCAGACGCAGGCGGGCAGCCUUCCAGCAGCGCAGCAACUGAGGCUGAGCGGAGCAGCGAGCCGCCUGCCGUCCGGCCGCUCGCGGAUGCAUCGCCACCGCUGCUGCAGAGGCCCAAGGCGCAGCAGCGCCUCUUCGACCCCACAACAGCCCUCAGCAACGGCCAUAUUUCCCCGGCCAAUGGCACUCCCAAGGCGGCGCCGCAGGGCCUGAUCGACCCUGUGUCCGUCGGCCCCGCCGCGGCCGCUGUCGCGCCGGCUGCCGCGCCUGAAGCGGAGGCGGAUGAGGCAGAGCUGUGGGGCAGCCUGCUGGUGGACUCGCCGUCCCCCUGCAAAGCCCCCAAGGCUGCAUGGGCUCAGGACCCCAGCCUGUGGCGUGCGAAUGGCCCUGGGCCGGCGCGGCCGCCUCUCGGCCAGUGA